This is a messenger RNA of Helicoverpa armigera (cotton bollworm), 3475 nucleotides long. RefSeq names its product zinc finger protein SNAI2. The transcript is spliced from 3 exons. Gene Ontology annotation, biological process: regulation of DNA-templated transcription. Gene Ontology annotation, molecular function: DNA-binding transcription factor activity, RNA polymerase II-specific; RNA polymerase II cis-regulatory region sequence-specific DNA binding. The record is from RefSeq and is a predicted model, not a curated record. Bases 337 to 1371 code for a protein of 344 amino acids. NCBI's taxonomy places the organism in Eukaryota, Metazoa, Arthropoda, Insecta, Lepidoptera, Noctuidae.
CGAGUGCGGCCGGCCGCGCCCUCCGGCUUGCGCUCUCCCUGCGCUCUGGGUAAUGGGACACUGGCUCCUCUGAUUUAGGGAAAAGUGUUAUGAAGGGGAGCUCCAGUCGGCAGUUGUCUGCAUUAGUAAAUACCGCGCCUAAGGCAGCGUACUUGUGCGAUCGAUCCGGGGGAGGGAUAUAGUCGCGCGUGCGUCCCGCGGUCGCCCGCCCGCGUGUCGACUCUCAACCGUCGCCGUUGUCGCACGCCCGCGACCUGUGGAACGCACCGACUCGAACUUGUUGCGAACACCACCUGUUAACUCAUGGGGGCACCGUGAAACUCAGCGUUGGCCACCAUGCCGCGCUGCUACAUGGUGAAGAAAGGCGUGCAGCGGCACGAGGGGCCCCCGCCAUGCAGCCCGACGGAGGCGAGCGUCGCGCCUCCGUGCUACAGCCCCGCCGAGCACUCCGCCCUCACAGAGGGGCGCAGCAGCGAGUACGCGGAGCUGGGCGUGCCGCUGUCGCAGCGCUCGGCGGCGGACACGGAGGCGGCGCACGAGCUGCUGUCGCUGGCGCAGUCGCUGCCGCCGCUGCCGCCCGCCGCGCACCUCGUCACCGUGCUCGCGCCCGAGCCUGCGCCGCUGCUGCCCGUCUACACCUACACGCUGCAGCCCACCAACAUCUACAUCCUGGCCGAGGAGCCGCCCGACCCCGUCUACCACGCCGUGCAGACCGUCACGCCGCUGCAACCCGUCGAGUUUGUUGACUCGCAGAUCAGCUAUGUCGAGUACCAGCCCGUGCCACCGCCGCCGCCACCACCGCCGCAACACGCUGACUACCGAAUGGAAUACAAAGAGGCCGAACCUGAGCCCGAACCUGAGCCCGAGCCUCCAGCGCCCCCAUCUCCCGAAAGCGAACCGGUGCCUACCACCAAGGAAAAACCCGCGAAAUACGAUUGUAAUGAGUGUGGCAAGCGGUACGCGACGUCGUCGAACCUGUCGCGACACAAGCAGACGCACCGCAGCCUGGACUCGGUGGCGGCCAAGCGCUGCGGCGAGUGCGGCAAGGCGUACGUGUCCAUGCCGGCGCUGGCCAUGCACGUGCUGACGCACCGCAUGGGGCACGUGUGCGGCGUGUGCGGCAAGCAGUUCUCGCGGCCGUGGCUGCUGCGCGGGCACCUGCGCUCGCACACGGGCGAGAAGCCGUACAACUGCGCGUCGUGCGGCAAGGCGUUCGCCGACCGCUCCAACCUGCGCGCGCACCUGCAGACGCACUCGGCCGACAAGAAGCACGAGUGCGCGCGCUGCGGCAAGUCCUUCGCGCUCAAGAGCUACCUCAACAAGCACCAGGAGGCGGCGUGCGUGCGCGACGACGACGACGAGGACGAGUGACGUGCGGCCGCGCGCAUACUACAAACGAUGCAACGAACUAUUUCUCUAUGAACUUCUUUACACCUUUGUAUUACUGAAAGGAACAUAUUUUAUAGGGUAGAUGCUCGUAGUUUCGACGGCGUCGAAUGAAUAAUAAGCAAUAAUAAUGUACCUAAUCUCGUUAUGGCUCUUUCCAUAAGUCUAAAAGAUAAAUAUUAAUGCAAAAUUAAAUUUAAAUAAAUCGUAUUUUUUCAAUUAUUAGUCCGAAAAUGACGGAAGUAAUCGUGUCAAUUUAUGGCAAGAGCCUGCAAUGUUACAGCAGUAGGAUAAUGUUUACAUAGUAACGUUAAGUAAGUUAGCGUCGCGGGUGUGGUGUGCGACAUUAGAUGUAGUUACAGUGAUACGUAGAGACUUAAUGAAACCGUCGAGCUGUGGUACAAAGAGAGCAAUAAAGUAACGAGUGUAGAGUGGCAGUUAGGCGCACGACUAGCGUGCCACGGUUAGCGUAGCUUAGCGCGCCCCGGGAGGACCAAACUGUUGCUCGGGCCGCCGCCGCCUCCGACUCCGCACACACCCCCACACUCACGCACACAGGCACACUCACGUACUCACGUACACGCGUCACCCCACUUGCACUGGAUGCUAACAAAUGUCACAUGGAAACAUGCACUCAAUGCUAGUCAUUCGAAAUGACGCCGUCGAUAUCCGCAACAAUUCGUAAGUGUUCAUUCAUUUCAUAUUAAACGUGUAAUAUGCUAUUGAUGUUGGUGUCAGUCUAUUCAAAUUGUCAAUCUGGAAACUGUAUAUAAGAAAAAUUGUCUAUUUAAAUCGAUGUUGUACUUCAAAGAAGAUGUUGUUAAAAUAAAGAUAUAUAACAUGUGAAAUUGUAUAUAUCGUUCAAAAUAAAUGUUUACCAGGUACAAGUUUUCAUCUGUCAUUUGUUGGCAUUAAAUGCGAAGAAAUAAUCGCUGAGUAUACCCAGUACCCCGAACUACGUAAAUACAAAUUGCUAGAGUUUAUUCCUGACCAAGUGAUAUAUCUUAUACGUAAUUAUGUUACGUGGUAUGUAAAAAGCUUUCAUGCUUUACGCUCACAUUAUCCUUACAAGUAAAAACACGAUUUUAACGAUCACUGAGCAGACAGAUGUUCAGUAGUUGCACAACAUUUACCAACUUUAUAGUAAUCUGCAUUAUACGCAUAAUCCUUCACUUGCACUAUAGAUACAACGAAUAUAGCAACCGAGUUGGAUUAGCCGUUACAGAAAUCGUGGAAAAAUAAGAGAGACAUUUGUUUCCCUUAACAAUGAAAUUCAGUAACUUCAUACAUGAUGUACUCGUAUAUCCAGCCUUCAACGGUUACCGAGCGAGUAUGCAUUGUUACGUACGUUUAAUAUUAGGGAUCGAACUAGCUUGUAAAUACGGUAGGGUGACCACGUUCAAAGCGAAACGGCCGCUUUUUCCCAAAUAUUUUGUAGUUCACACUCAAUAAUAUUUUGCACGUCACAUAUUAAAAGCAAUAUGACUGCAAAAUAUAGCUUUUCAAUGGCGCAUUUUCAGAUUUUCAGCUUUAUUACGAAAUGCUUCGAAUUUCACAGGAUCGUGUAUUAUGCUCUAGGUAUUUUGCUCACUUAUUCGUAAUGAUGAGUUUCGUAAUAAUUUCUCUGAAACAUAAAUUGAUUGAGUUGAAACUAUUUUCGGGAAAAGCGGAUGAACAUACCGAUUAUACCGAAAUUAUAUGAAAUUGCAUUGUUAUUUGCGAACCAUUUACAUUGAAACUGUAGGUAAGUUCACUUCACGCCCUCCUUCAACUUUAUUCGGUAAAUUAAGAUACAUUUUGGUUCGUGGUAAAGUUUGUUAGGUUACCGAUGGUAUAGAAUAGAUGGUAAAAUCAAUGGCACGGGUUGGACAAAAAACUAGGCAACAAUGCUUUAGGCUACAGAAGAAAAUGUCGACUGCCGAAAAAUAUUUUGGUCAUAAUCGCAUAUUGACAUUAAGCAACGGGUUAUAUUAUCAUAGAGGUAAAGUAUGAAUGUGGAAAAAAAUCUACCACUAGUUAUAACAGUUUUUCGAAAACUAUCAUAAAUUUAUCCAUUGUAAAUGUGCCGUAGUUGCGAUUACAGUACACU